AGUUGUGCAGCAGGCGUUGACACCAUGCUGCUUAUAUUGCUCUUCAUGGGUUUCGUGCCUACUUUGUAUGCGGCACAAGUUGUCAAGGUCCCUGAAAAAAUACCGAAAUACAUCCCUAUUCGCGCAACAAGAAACUUAAAAAAUACAUUGUACACGGAAAGUCAUACUUUGAAAUGUUAUGAAAUUGACAAUGACAAGGAAUUGAAACUACGCUUGGAGAUAAGAAGGGCUGAUGGCAAAGCUGUAGUCAUUAUAACCAACUCAAAGAAAGAAAAUAUUGCAUUUCUAUUUUCGGAUGGUUGUGAUGAAACCAUUGGAAAUGGGAUCAGGGUUGAAGGAGAUAAAUUGAAUGUAUUGAUAAAAGACGGCAGAUGGUAUCGCAUAACAGAUGGAGAGAGUGAAGGAAUUAUUGGACAACAACUUCUAAAAGAAACGUCUUGGGCACUUCAAAAACCAGGAGGUUCACGAUGAGAAACAAUGAAGAGGGAAAGUUGUUAGGGCUUAAACAUCUCACAAUCUCCAACACUCC
Molecule: messenger RNA, 529 nt
Organism: Macrosteles quadrilineatus (aster leafhopper)
Lineage: Eukaryota; Metazoa; Arthropoda; Insecta; Hemiptera; Cicadellidae
Exons: 4
Coding region: 25-471 (148 amino acids)
Source: RefSeq, a predicted model, not a curated record